Molecule: messenger RNA, 3114 nt
Organism: Pseudoliparis swirei
Lineage: Eukaryota; Metazoa; Chordata; Actinopteri; Perciformes; Liparidae
Gene: mboat7
Product: membrane bound O-acyltransferase domain containing 7
Exons: 9
Coding region: 109-1530 (473 amino acids)
Biological process (GO): lipid modification; phosphatidylinositol biosynthetic process
Cellular component (GO): membrane; mitochondria-associated endoplasmic reticulum membrane contact site
Molecular function (GO): lysophospholipid acyltransferase activity
Source: RefSeq, a predicted model, not a curated record
CACAAUGUAUGUGACUUUCCCUUUUCUCGGUGCAUGUUGCUGUUAGCUAACCUCACGUCUAGUCUAAGCUCACCCGGAAGAAGUUUAAGGACAAGAGACUGAUGAGCGAUGUCUCCUGAUGAGCUCGUGUACUUGGGAAUUCUUGCUGCCUCCAUACCUGUUGGAUUCCUCUUCCGUUACCUCAGUCCUCCUGUGAAGCAGGGGGCGUCUCUCCUUCUGGGCCUCUCGAUCACCAUCGCUACUUGUCACAUCCACACCCUCCAUUCUAUUGUGACAGUGAUUGGAGUAUGGAUUAUCAUAAAGAGCAGCUGGCGGCAUGCCCCAGCACUGAGUCUCACCUGGACCUUCCUCUACCUCCUCUUCUUCCGUCUGGUCACUUGGUUCGGUCUGCCAACACCGACACCUUUUGCCAACGCCAUCCAGCUACUUCUCACUCUGAAGAUGGUGAGUCUCGCCAACGAGGUUUACAGCUUCCACGUGGAGAAGAAAAAUGAAUUGAGCUCUUUUGCCAAGUCUCCCAUCAUUGGUGGUCUGUCGCAGGAGCCCUCCCUCUACGACAUUCUGUCCUAUAGCUACUGUUAUGCCGGUAUAAUGACCGGUCCGUUCUUUCGCUUCCAAACGUACGUUGACUGGCUGAAGCAGCCGAGCCCGCAGGCUCUGCCCGGCUGGGCGCCGUGCCUUCAGCGGCUGAAGUUUGUUCCUGUGUACGCCGCUUUGUUUGUGGCUGUCAACCAAGUCUUCCCACUGGCCUACGUACGCACAGGGGAGUUUCUGGACCAAAACCUUUUCUUUCGGAUGUUCUACAUGGUGGCGGUAUUCUUCGUGUUCAGGAUGCGUUUCUAUGCCGCGUGGUGUGGAGCGGAGGCCGGUUGUAUCAGUGCAGGUCUGGGCUGCUACCCCGAGAAGGCACAGUCCAAACCUGGAGGAGGACCCACAGUCAACUACAGUUCUGAUCCCACCAGUGAAGAGAAAUAUGACUUCAAAACCAUCCAGAACAUCGACUGCUACAACACAGACUUCUGUGUGAAGGUCCGCCAUGGCAUGCGUUACUGGAACAUGACGGUGCAGUGGUGGCUGCAUCACUACAUCUACCCCAAUGCCCCGUUCAAAGUCUACGCUCUCAGGGCCGGCUGGACCAUGUUCAUCAGCGCCUACUGGCAUGGACUACAUGCCGGUUACUACCUCUCCUUCCUCACCAUCCCCCUGUGCAUCGCAGCCGAGUCUGCCAUGGAGGCCUCUGUUCGAGCUAAACUGGGUCCUUCUGGUCAGAACAUCUUCGACUGGGUUCACUGGUUCUUGAAGAUGAGGGCCUACGACUACAUGUGCAUGGGCUUCGUGCUGCUGAAGGCCUCUGACACCAUCGACUACUGGAUGUCCAUCUACUUCAUCAUGCACAUCAUCGCCGUUGGCUGUAUCAUAGUUGGCUGGACUCUAAAGGGAGGGAAAGAGGAAGGAAGAAGAGGGGACAAGGAGGAGAAAAGAGAGGGAGAGAAGAUAGAAAACUUGAAAACUGGGGAAAAGACUGGCUGAAAAGAGGAGCAGAAAAGAACUGGGUGGGUACUUUUUGGGGUUACUUAAAGACUAGAAUUUAUAAACAUACAUCGCACCACCUCUCAUCUUCCUAGACAAAAACGUCAUACAGGUCCAAUAAGAUCAAUUGUGGGAAAAUGUGAAAGUUAUUACAAAUGUGAGAUAAAUCAAACAAAAGCGCGACAACAAUAAUCUGGUAAAAGACAUUCCAUAUAUGUACAUAGACAUAAAAGCACUGGGAAAACUGGGAGAGGAAUGUUUGAGCUCAAUGAAUGUUACUUUUAUAGUGUGCGUGGCAACUGGGUGGAGGUAACAGUUAAACAGCAUGUGUACAGCCCGUGGGCUUUUACUUCACGAUACCUUCCCCGAUUUGAAAGUGAACUUUAUUACCACUCAAAUUUAGGAUGUUGAAAUAUUUAAAAAAAUGCUCUUUUAUAAACGGUCAGUACGGGUUGUCAAACAUUAAUAAAUCAAAUCCUCGUAAUGGUCUUAAAAAUAGUUUAAAUGAAAUAGGAUUCAAUUGAGUUUCCAUAACCAACCAAACAUUCCAGCGGCGCUCAGUAUUAUGUGAAAGUACAUCUACACUGGAGUACAGAAUGGAGGGGUUGAGAUGGAAAAGAACCUCAUGAUGGUGUCAGGAGUCAGACGAAAUUAUAUUUAUUUAUUUUUUCGAAUUUUCCUAAUUUGACAGUAUAAAAUAUGUUCGCUGCCAUUUGGCGUUGUACAUUUACUGCGGACUGUUUGUGUCCACAGUAAACAGUCUGAGUGUAAUUAUGUUUUUGUGAUGGUUAAGUGCUGAGAAAGUACAACGUGAAACUUGCUGGGCGCUCAAUAGUACAUUUGCAUUGUUGUCUUAUUACACAAGGAGCUUUGUGUUUUAGAUUUGGUGUCCAGCAUUACAAUGUUCCUCAUUUUGUUUGCUAAAUAUUUCAGUGCUUUGUUUACUCCCUUGAUGAAUCCAAAAUGUCUCUGUUUGUCUCUGAGGAACAUCUGCGCUAUUGUGUACGAGUGUGUGUAAGAUAGCAACUGCCAACAUGUCUGUCCUGCCAUCGUGGACCGGUCCGGGUCGGGAACAAACAUUUGAUACAACACGUCGCCGGUUUCACAGAACUAUAAGCUGCCAACGAAAUUCAUGAAUAUCAGCACAGCUCGAGCCGGGAUGAGGUCAUUGGAACUCUGUUGCUUAUUUUUCUGUGAUUAACUGGACAGUUGGAAAACACACUCAGUGUCUAACAACUCCACUGUGUGUGUGUGUGUUUGAAAUGAGCACAACUCACUGCACAAUUAAGGUCACAUGAUACCUCAAACUGAGAUCAUUUGAAUUACAAACACAUUUAGUUUCACGCCUUCACCAGGACCAUCUCUGUGCCACAACCCAACCCUCGUAGAAAUGAGUCCCUUUGUUUUUAUAAUUGCUCGGUUAUUAUUGUGUCUAUUUAUUUGUCGGCCUGUUUAUCUUCACACGCUGCACCGACUGUAACACUCCCUGCUCUGUUCCAGUGUUACUUGUGGAAUACAUUUCAGCAUUUCCCCACAAUGUUACUGUCUUGCCUAUUCUCUCUCUAAAGUAUGCUUUAUAAGGAU